Amborella trichopoda is the source of this 2127-nucleotide messenger RNA. RefSeq names its product external alternative NAD(P)H-ubiquinone oxidoreductase B1, mitochondrial. Gene Ontology annotation, cellular component: mitochondrion. The record is from RefSeq and is a predicted model, not a curated record. Gene Ontology annotation, molecular function: calcium ion binding; NADH dehydrogenase activity. NCBI's taxonomy places the organism in Eukaryota, Viridiplantae, Streptophyta, Magnoliopsida, Amborellales, Amborellaceae.
UCACUUAAAUAUCUCGCUCUCUUCAAGUGUCCGGUGAUAUCGGAAUUUUGCCACAUCAGACCAAUAAAGCCGGAGUAAAAGCCCAAAAACUUUAUCCUUGGUUGUUUCAGACAUGGCUGCUUUUACGCGUGUUGCCCGAGCUUUCAAGGACAGUUCAGCUUACAGCAAGCUACUCCUGGUUUGCGCAGUGAGCAGCGGAGGGCUUAUGGUUUAUGCGGAAUCAAAUCCAAAUAAUGGUACCAAUGGUAUGGAAGGUUCUCAAAUUGUAGAGAAAAAGAAGUUAGUAGUACUUGGAUCAGGAUGGGCAGGCACAAGUUUCUUAAAGAACAUAGACAGUUCCUUGUAUAAUGUUCAAGUGGUGUCACCUCGCAAUUAUUUUGCGUUCACCCCGCUGCUUCCGAGUGUGACAUGUGGUACUGUGGAACCACGAAGCAUCAUCGAGCCAAUCCGUAAUAUUGUUAAAAAAAAAAAAGGAGAAAUCCGAUUCUCUGAAGCAGAGUGUAUCAAGAUUGAUGCAGCUAACAAUAAGGUUCAUUGUCGCUCUAAUCAUGACAUAAAUGUGGAAGGGAAGGAGGAGUUUCUAUUGGAUUAUGAUUACCUGUUUAUAGCAUUGGGAGCCCAAGCCAAUACAUUUAACACGCCGGGUGUGAUGGAGCAUUGCCAUUUCUUGAAGGAAAUAGAGGAUGCACGAAGAAUUCGUAGGAGUGUAAUUGAUUGCUUUGAGAGAGCUAGCCUGCCAAAUUUAUCUGAAGACGAGAAGAGAGUGAUCCUUCACUUUGUAGUUGUAGGUGGAGGUCCAACAGGUGUUGAAUUUGCAGCAGAGUUGCAUGACUUUAUUUGUGAAGAUCUGGUCAAGUUAUAUCCUUCUCUACAUAAACUUGUAAAAAUUACAGUCAUCCAGUCAGGGGACCAUAUUUUGAAUAUGUUUGAUAGCAGGAUCAGUUCAUUUGCAGAACAGAAGUUCCAGAGAGAUGGUGUUGAAGUAAAAACAGGAUAUCGAGUGGUAAAUGUUUCUGACAAGUACAUUACUAUGAAGAGUAAAGCAAAUCAAGAAACCUCAUCACUACCAUACGGAAUGAUUGUCUGGUCUACUGGGAUUGGGACUCGCCCUGUUGUAAUGGAUUUCAUGAAACAAAUUGGGCAGACUGAUCGGCGUGUUUUAGCAACGAAUGAGUGGCUGAGGGUUGAGGGAUGUGAUAAUGUAUAUGCACUUGGGGAUUGUGCCACAAUAAAUCAACGUAAAAUCAUGGAAGAUAUUUCAGAUAUAUUUAAGGUUGCAGACAAGGAUAAUUCUGGUACUUUAACAGUUCAAGAAAUCCAAAAUAUCAUAGAUGAUAUCCGUGUGAGGUAUCCUCAAGUGGAAGUUUACCUGAAGAGGAAACAUUUGCGGAAUGUUAUGGAUUUGUUGCAAGGUUCCCUAGAAAGUGCUCAAGGUAAAACUAAAGAACUGCACAUAGAAGAGUUCAAGGCAGCAUUUGAACAUGUUGAUUCACAAAUGAAGAGUUUGCCAGCAACAGCACAGGUUGCUGCUCAGCAAGGUGUGUAUCUUGCCCGAUGCUUUAACUGUAUGCACGAUUGUGAGGUUGAACCUGAAGGUCCUCUUCGAAUGAAGGGAUCAGGUCGACAUCGAUUUCGUCCAUUUGAGUAUAAGCAUUUUGGACAAUUUGCUCCACUUGGAGGAGAGCAAACUGCUGCAGAACUUCCUGGAGAUUGGAUUUCUAUAGGCCAUAGUACUCAAUGGCUUUGGUAUUCUGUAUAUGCGAGCAAGCAAGUCAGCUGGCGUACAAGAGUUUUGGUGAUGUUCGACUGGACAAAACGAUUCACUUUCGGUAGGGACUCCAGUCGCCUUUGAACCAAGAGCUCAUGUUUGCUCGAUUCCCUCUCUAAAUAUUCACCAGGGUGUGUCUAAAAAACAGGUUUGAUGUUUCCUAUCUCAUGAUUAGAACAUGUACCAGAUACAGAUAGAAAACUGUUGUUGCUUGUAUAUGAUUUGCAUUUAGCUUUGUUGCUUCUAUAUGAAUACCAUAGUCCCAACUUCUAAAAUUCAGGACUUGGGCUGUCGGGCUGAACUUGACAUAUUUGUAUAUGUAGAUCCAUCAAUAGAAUUGCAAAUUCUUAUUGAUUACA